GAUUCGCUAGAAGGAGAAUUCCAAAAUUCUGAGAUCCACCCAUGAAAAUAGCAACACAACACUCACUGAUCAGAAAGAAAAGACCUGCAACCCACCUUCUCAGAACAGAGAUGGAAAGACAUCAAGUCACCUACUCAGAGUUGAAUGUUCACAACCCGUCCCAGCAGCCGGAUGGGAGAACUCCAAAACACAAGGGUAAAUUUGCUUCCAGCAAGCAGCACGUGAUUUACACAGAACUGAAAAAUUCCAAGCCUUCUCAGCAGCAACAGCACAGAAAAUCGAAGAACAACCCAAACAGAGAUCCGGAGCAGCAGGUGACCUACGCAGAGGUGAAAAAGGUAAAGUCAUCUCAAAACCGAGGAUAUACGGAUGUCGAGAACACAGGUCUUGAGAGAGAGCAGCAAGCAACCUACACAGACCUUAAACUGCCUGGUCAUCCUCAGCUCCAGGACAGAUGUGAGGUUGGAUGGAGCAAAGACUCCCUGUCCCCUGCAUGGAGGCUCAUCGUCGGGACUCUGGGGAUCCUGUGUCUUGGGCUGGUGGCCACCGUGGUGACUAUGACUCUACAGGUUUUCCAGAUGCAUUACUUUCAAGGAGAUAACAGCAUGUCUGCAUCAAACUACAGUGUAACAUCCCUAAAAGAAUGUCACAAUGGUCCAUGUCUAGAGAACUGGAUAGCGUACAGGAACCGCUGCUACUUGUUCUCCAAGGAAUCGGCCUCUUGGGAAGGAAGCCGGAUUGCCUGUGCUGCUAAGAACUCCAGUCUCCUGCAGAUAGACAGCAGGGAAGAGCUGGAUUUCUUGAAGCUAUUAUCUCUCUAUCACUGGAUGGGACUCUCUCUUCCUGAAAAUGCUAAAUCCUGGCAGUGGACAGAUGGCUCACCGCUAUCCUCUGACCUGUUUAAGGUUACUCAGUCAAAUACCCGUUGGACCUGUGUACUUUAUGGUUCACAUUCAGGAAAUUCAGAAUUUGCGAAAAACUGCUCAGUGGAUGAGCGAUAUAUCUGUGAAUCUAGCAGCCGUUAG
Messenger RNA from Tachyglossus aculeatus (Australian echidna), 1025 nucleotides. RefSeq names its product natural killer cells antigen CD94-like. Bases 42 to 1025 code for a protein of 327 amino acids. The transcript is spliced from 7 exons. The record is from RefSeq and is a predicted model, not a curated record. Lineage: Eukaryota; Metazoa; Chordata; Mammalia; Monotremata; Tachyglossidae.